Molecule: messenger RNA, 7434 nt
Organism: Aspergillus eucalypticola CBS 122712
Lineage: Eukaryota; Fungi; Ascomycota; Eurotiomycetes; Eurotiales; Aspergillaceae
Product: type I polyketide synthase
Exons: 9
Coding region: 64-7434 (2456 amino acids)
Biological process (GO): fatty acid biosynthetic process; secondary metabolite biosynthetic process
Molecular function (GO): fatty acid synthase activity; oxidoreductase activity
Source: RefSeq, a predicted model, not a curated record
CCAGUUCAAAAAGCCCAAAUAUCUUGCACCAUCAGAAUCACUUUCCCUUCUUUACUCUACGACAUGUCAUCCAGCGAUACUGCUAGCAAUUCUCCGGGCUGGACAACCGUCGACUCGCAUGAAUUCCACGAGAGUUCAGAAGAUCAAUGGACUCACGAGGCUCCUCCUCUCAUCGCCAUUGUUGGAAUGGCUGCACGUCUGCCUGGUGGCAUUUCAUCCCCUGAAGACUUUUGGCAAUUCAUGAUUGACAAGAGAUGCGCAUCCGCUCCAGUUCCUGCGGGGAGAUACAACGUGGACGCCUUCCACGGGACUCCUGGCGUGGAUACACAAUCGGUAAUUGCCAAGCACGGCUUUUUUCUUGACGGCGACUAUCUGGGAAAAGUUGAUACUUCCUUUUUCCAUAACAAUCGAUACGAGCAUGGGUUUGUAGACCCCCAACAGACUAUUCUAUCGGAAGUGGUUUGGGAGUGCAUGGAGAGCGGCGGACAAGUCAAUUGGCAAGGCAAGGAAAUUGGAUGUUUUGUAGGCACCUUUGGGGAGGACUGGCUAGAUCUCACAGCGAAGGACACCCAAAACCUGAACCCGCUCCACGUCGUGGGGACUGGGGACUAUGCGGCAUCCAACAGAGUAUCAUUCGAAUACGACCUCAAGGGCCCGUGCAUGACUUGUCGAACUGCUUGCUCAUCAUCGCUUGUGGCUCUCCACGAGGCAUGUCAGGCAAUUGCUCUCGGCGACUGCCCUUCAGCGAUAGUUGGAGGAUCCAGCCUGAUUUUCACUCCCACAAUGACAACCAAUAUGUCGCAGGCUGGGGCAUUGUCCCCUGAUGGGAUCUGUAAAACAUUCGAUGCGGAAGCCAACGGUUACGCCAGAGCGGAGGGAGUGUGCGCCUUGUAUAUAAAAAAGCUAGACGAUGCCAUCCGUGACAAAGAUCCAGUCCGUGCAGUCAUACGAGCGGUUGCGACAAAUUUCGAUGGCCGAACAAACCACAUCACGGUCCCAUCAUCGGCCGGACAAGAGGCGCUGAUCCGGAAGGCCUACCGCAAAGCUCAUCUCGAAAACCUUGCAGAGACCGCGUUUGUCGAAUGUCACGGCACAGCCACGCGGGUGGGUGAUGUCGUUGAAACCACCGCCGUCGCCGAUGCCUUCGGGCGCCAUCCCAUGAUUAUUGGAGGUGUGAAAUCAAACAUUGGUCACACCGAGGGCGCAGCAGGUCUGGCAGGCUUGAUUAAAGCAGUUCUUGCUCUUGAGCACAAACAGAUCCCUCCGAACGUCAACUUUUCAACACCAAACCCAAAGAUUUUGUUCGAUGAGGCAGGAUUGACAGUACCUGUUGAUGUUCUUCCUUGGCCAACUGACCGCAAAGAACGUGCACUCGAAAGGGUUCACAGGCUCACUAGAAAGGUCAUCGUGGAUUCAGCGGCAUCGUUGAUGCCCCAAAAGGCAAUAGCAGCAUUGGAAACAAACAAAAACAGCCCGCGACUCUUGCCGUUGUCAGCUAGUGGCCCCAAGUCCCUUGAUCAGCGGGCGAUAGACAUAAAAAAAUACCUCUCCCGCCAUCACGAGGCAGUGCACGAUUUGGCUUAUACCCUCUGUGAAAAGCGAGAACAUCUUCGCCACAGGGCAUUCGCAGUCACCGGUGGAGAGGUUCCUCUUGAGUCUAUUGAAUUUGUCAAAGCGGAUAACACCAGAAAUGGGCCAAGGACCGUGACAUUUGCAUUUCCUGGCCAGGGAGCUCAGUGGGCGGGAAUGGGAAGCGAGUUGAUGGAAAACUUUAUGUCCUUUAGGAAGGACAUAGAAUACAUGGAUGGGGUACUGCAAAGUCUGCCCAAUGCACCCAUGUGGAGGAUGCACGAGGAGCUGAUCAAAACGGGCCCGGAGAGUGACAUUAACCGGCCCGAUAUAGCACAACCUCUGUGUACCGCCAUUCAGAUUAGUUUGGUCAAUCUUCUCAAAGCAUGGGGAAUCACUCCGGACAAAGUCAUAGGUCAUUCCAGUGGGGAGUUUGCAGCGGCUUACGCAGCCAACGCCUUGUCCAUGGAUACGGCAAUUAUAUUGGCCUAUACUCGCGGAAUUGUGGCCAACAUGGCUCCAGAGGGGGGCAUGCUCGCAGUAGGGCUUGGCAGAGACAGCAUCGGUCAAUAUCUGGGUGAUGAAGUGGCAUUGGCGUGCGAGAACAGUCCAAAUAGCGUUACCCUCGCUGGAAAACGCGACCAGCUGGAACAGGUAGCAACUCGAAUCCAGAACGAACAGCCCGACACCCUACUGAAGAUGCUACCGGUUGAGCGAGCGUACCACUCUGCAUACAUGGCUUCAGUGGGUGGCAAAUAUGAAGAGCUUACCCGACCGCACCUUGUCAACCCUCGAGAUACAAUGAUUCCAAUGUACUCAACGGUAUUUGGAAACCUAAUAGCAAGCCCUAGUGAGCUUGACGCGGCGUAUUGGCGCCGAAGCUUGGAAUCACCUGUCCUGUUCUCAACCGCUUUCCGGGCUUUGUCCUCAUCCACACAUGACAAUCAUCAGGUUGCGAUAGAGAUCGGAUCGAACUCAGCACUUAGAGGGCCAAUCCAGCAGAUACUCCGUUCAAUCAGCAUGAGCUUCACAUACUGUGCGACCAUGAGAAGCAACGAAAGUAACCUUUCUCGCGUCCUCUCUGUCGCUGGCACAGCUUAUGUCAACCAUUUACCCGUCGACCUCCUCGCUGUCAAUGAAGGCUAUCAAGGUGAAAUUCUCACCGACCUUCCUCCCUACCCAUGGCAGCGCGAAGAUAUUCCCUGGGCAGAAACUCGAAUCAGUAAACAGUGGCGCUUGCGCCAAUUUCCACGCCAUGAACUCCUUGGGGCGCGAUGCUUGGAAUCCAAUGACUUCGAGCCCGCAUGGCGGAAUAUUCUCAAGGGUGAGGAGGUCCCGUGGAUCAACCACCAUCGCAUGAUGGGCAUUAUUGUUUUUCCAGCCGUUGGAUACAUAGCAUUGGUAUCGGAAGCUAUACGUCAGAUAACAGGCUCAAGUAUCUCUACACUAGAGCAAGUUAUGUUCAUGGAGGCCCUGGUCCGAGACGAAGAGGACAUUGAAAUCAUGACGACAAUGCGGAAGACCACAAUGAAUGCAACUAUGGACUCUGACUGGUAUGAGUUCACGGUUUGUUCCUAUAACGGUCAAGGAUGGACCAAGCAUUGCUCCGGGAGGGUGAGGGGAGGCACGGACCAGCCCCUUCCAUCAAGCACGAUUCCUGAGCCAUUUGCUCGACAGAUUUCGUCGUACAGAUGGUAUCGCAGGUGUGAGAAAAAGGGACUCGAAUAUGGCUCCCGUUUUGAAGGUCUGCAAGAUAUCACCGCCAGUCCACUAAGGAAUGCAGCCCGUGGGCGAGUGGAGGAUGACCGCAAGCUCCACGACAGUUACUACGCAAUACAUCCAACGAUCGUGGACCAAUGCCUUCAAGUAAUGUUGAUUGCCAGUGACAAAGGCGUCUCGCACUAUCCUGACAAGGCAGGCAUGCCGUUGUACAUCGACCGAGUUUACCUGGCCCCAGGAAGCAGCUCGAUGCUAGUCGAGGCGACGACGACUGAUCCAACAAAAGAGAGCCUGAGUGGAUAUUUCAAGGUGGUAUCUGAGGCAACUAGUGACGUGGUCUUGGAGAUGAAGGGCCUGCGCUUAUUGCCUACACCAGAAGCUGUAUUGGAAUCGAAAGGAUCAAAGCUUGCAACAUAUCUCCAGUGGAAACCGGACAUUAGGUUUAUGCCGGCAACCCAACAAGUACCAACACUUGUGGACCUAGAUCAACAGAAAACCCAGACGUUGGCUAUAGCGGGGAUCCUUCUCAUAUUUGCAAUGAUGGAGGCUCUGGAGCCUCAUGACGAGCUACCUCCGUACAUGGCGAGCUAUAGAAAACUCAGUAUCGGCAUAGGCAGGACGAUACUCCAAGGGGAGUAUGACCAUAUCCCUGGUAUUGGAACGGUGAAAAGCAUGGACAGGGAGCAGCGGACUGUUUUGUUCAGAUCCUUGCAAGGACAGUUCCCCGAACAUAGGGUUGAACGAUGCUAUAAUGAUGCCUGGCGGUAUGCGAGUGAGCAUCCGGAAAAAUUGAUAAAUGGGGGGGUCUAUGAGGAUACCUCCCUCCUAGAGACCAUCAAGGGCAUUUUCGAGUGGAGCCUUGAACUAUACAAUUGGAAAGGUUUCCUGGGUCCACUAGCUCAUGCGAAUCCUGGUCUACGUGUCCUUGAAGUUGGAGCCGGGGCAGGUUCAGCAACAGUGAAUAUCUUGGAAGCAUUGACCACCGAACACGGUGAUCGUCUGUUUAGUCAAUACACAGUCACCGACACUGUACCUGCGCUUGUGAAACAACUGGAAGAGCGUUUUGAAGGCGUGCCAAAGCUGGAGUUUAAAAGACUGGAUAUUACGAAGAGUGCAACAGAUCAGGGCUUCACAAAGGAAAGUUACGAUUUAGUGGUUGUGUGCAAUGUCCUAUAUGAAACACCUAUCCUCGGUCAGUCAUUGGUGCACAUCCGAUCCUUACUUGCGCCUGGAGGGCGAUUGCUCCUGUACGAGCCUUGCUCAGAGCUUCCACAUUUUGAUAUUGUCAUGAAACUUCUUCCGAAUUCGUGGUUAGGCGUAGGCGACAAUCAGGUUGAUAAGACUCACGUUUCCGUGGAGCGUUGGGAGCAGGAGUUAGUCCAGGCAGGAUUUUCUGGCCUCGAUGGGUUCCAUUACAAUGCACCUGCACCAUUUUACUGGCAGGCACUGAUGCUAUCAACAAAUCCAACGGUCAAUACCCCGCGAGAAUCCAUGAACCUACUCUGCACUGCAGAGACAAGAUGCCAGGCAUGGAUACAGAGCCUGGCGGGCUGCCUAUCCUCCGACGGCUAUGAUGUACAUUGGUGUGCCUUUGAAGAAGAUCUCCCGACCGAAAACGUCAUUGCAGUACUCGACUUUGACAGACCAUUCUUAUAUGACAUAUCCCAAGCUACUUACACUAAGAUCCAGAGCUGGUUGGCCUCGGUGAAACGUCUCCUCUGGGUGACGCAUUCAAUGCAGAUUGAAUGCAAGGAUCCCCGAUACUGUCUGAUCCUGGGGCUCACUCGCACAUUGCGGUGUGAACUGAACGUCGAUGUUGGCACUUGUGAGAUUGACUUGUUUGACGAGGCUGCUCAUCCGGUGGUAAUGCAAGCGUACAGACAGCUCGGUACACCGAUCGGAGGACAGACGAUUCGCGAUUUCGAAUUCAUUCUGCAUCGGGGUGUAGGCCACACUGGUCGUGCAGCCAUCACAAAGGUUACAAACCAUCUCCAUUCCACAGACCAGCAAAGGUCUUAUCAAUUAGACAUUCAAACUAUCGGUGAUUUCAGCUCACUUGGAUGGAGACCCAUUUCUUUGGAGGAAGUCGGUCCACACGACGUCGAAGUCAAGGCCAGCUAUUUGGCGCUCAACUUCAAAGAUCUGAUGAUGGCUUUGGGCAUCGUGGAGCGAACGAAGACAAUGGAUUUUUGUUUUGAGGGGAGUGGUAUUGUCACUCGCGUGGGAUCGGAGGUGACAACAAUACAAGUCGGUGAUUCAGUGGCCUUUUUUCAUCCCCAGCCGAUGAGAAGCCUUGCAGUCUUGCCAGCUGAUUGGGUGAUCUACCCUCCCAAGGGUGUCUCGCUAGCAGAAGCCGCAGCUAUUCCCAGUGCUUAUACAACCGCUAUAUGCACACUGCUAGGUACGGGAAAAUUGCAGAAGGGUCAGUCCGUUCUGGUUCAUUCCGCGUGUGGUGCAGUCGGACUGGCAGCAGUGCAUAUCUGCCAAAGCGUCGGUGCCGAGGUAUUUGCCUCAGUCGGUAGCGAUGAAAAGGUCGAGUAUUUGAUGAAGACGUUCGGAAUUCCACGCUCGCACAUUUUCGAUUCACAUAGUGCUUCAUUCCUCUCCGGCGUCAUGAGGGAGACUAAUGGAAGAGGCGUCGAUCUGGUGCUCAAUUCACUAGCGGGAGAGCUUCUCCGGGCGUCAUGGAAAUGCGUCGCACCUUUUGGAAAACUGCUGGAGAUCGGAAAAAGAGACAUACUGGGUCAUGGCAUGCUUGAUCUGAAUGGGUUUCGGGAAUGUCGGUCAUUCUGCGGCUUUGACUUGUAUAGUAUAGCCUAUGAUGAUUUCGACAUAGGGAGGUGGGCCUUUGAAACGGCUAACAAGAUCAUAAGUGAAACAACAUACCGGCUUCCGCGAACAAUAUUCCAAGCGAACCAGGUUGGAGAUGCCAUGCGACAGAUGCAAAAGGGGCAGCACAUUGGGAAAAUCCUUAUUGACAUGACUGACAAUGAGAGCCAAUUGCCAGUGCUCCCCGCACAGGCCGGGUUUAGCUUUUCGUCUACCUCUUCGUAUAUGCUUGUUGGAGGCUUGAGAGGCAUUGGCCGGGCCGUGGUUCGGUGGAUGGUGGAACAUGAAGCUCGCAACUUCACCUUCCUUUCUCGGUCAGCUGGAUAUCAUGAAGAAGAUCAACAAUUUGCUAAAGAACUGGAGAGUCAGGGAUGUCGUGUGGUGAUGGUGGCUGGAAGUGUCACAGAUUCAGACACCGUUCAGCGCACAAUCCAACAGGCGGAACGCCCAGUUGCUGGUGACCAACUUUUUGACAAGAUGUCAUACGAGGAGUGGACCACGAGCCUGGCAACUAAAGUCCAAGGAACUUGGAACCUUCACAAUGCUCUGCAGGACCACUCAGUUGAAUUUUUCAUUGUCUUUAGCUCCGCAGUAAGCAUGAUUGGAAACCCAGGACAGGCUAAUUACGCCGCUGCGAAUUCGUUCUUGGAUGGAUUUGUACAGUAUCGGCGAGGGCUAGGCUUACCCGCAUCAUUGGUCAGCCUAGGACCCGUCGACGAAAUGGGUCUUAUGUCACAGCAGCCGGACCUUUUGUCUAAAGCACGCCAAGUCUCCCACCAUAUGAUGGGAGAGGGAGAUGUGCUAAAGGCGUUCCAGCUGGCUCUGCUCUCGGCGAAAGAUGGACCGUCUUCGAGACGCCCAGCAGUAGUGGUCGCAGGGCUCUCCCCGGCCGUUGUGACUAGCGAUCCAUGGCUCCAACAGGAUGCACGAUUUUCCAAUCUUCCGAAAAGAACAGACAUGUCGAACGCCGGGGGUGACGACGACGAGCAAUUACAGCGGAAAGUCGCGUCAGUCAGAGACGACCCGACAUCCCUAAUCGACGGCUCGUGCGAGGCUCUGAUCAUCGAGAAGCUUGGGAAGCAGAUCGCCAUGCAUAACGGACUAUCCGAGGAACUGGGUGUAGACCAGUAUAGUAGCCUUGAGGUAGAUUCAUUAAUGAGCCUCCAGAUAAAACACUGGCUGGGCCGUAAGGUGGAGGUGGAGGUUUCGCUUGGAGACAUUAUGAAAGCGAGAACGGUUGGGAACAUCGCAAGGUUAGUCACAGAGUAUCUCCGUACAAGACAUGGGGUGAAGGAGAAUGAAGGUUCCGCGGUUUAG